Molecule: messenger RNA, 767 nt
Organism: Cornus florida
Lineage: Eukaryota; Viridiplantae; Streptophyta; Magnoliopsida; Cornales; Cornaceae
Product: small ribosomal subunit protein eS28z/eS28y
Exons: 2
Coding region: 306-503 (65 amino acids)
Biological process (GO): maturation of SSU-rRNA; translation; ribosomal small subunit assembly
Cellular component (GO): ribosome; cytosolic small ribosomal subunit
Molecular function (GO): structural constituent of ribosome
Source: RefSeq, a predicted model, not a curated record
CUCUUUACACCGAAGAGCCCAUCUGAUCAAUUCAUGAGCAACUUGAUUUUCCAACCUGGGACAUCAACAUAGUUUCACAUUAACCGAAGCCUAGCUACUCGGCUGAAGAGUUGGGCCUAGGUUGCUAUAUUUUCAAACCCUAACAAGCCCCCGCGUUUUCUGCACAAUUCAUGCGUGGGUAAAAUAGUCAUUGAAACAAAUUCUGCUUCAUAAAUAUUCGUAUUAGGGUUCCUCUGAUUUUGUGCACGCACUUAAGCGAUCUCUACUCUUAGUGGCCUCCACUUCUCUCUUCGCUCUAACCAAGAAUGGAUACCCAGAUCAAGCAUGCUAUAGUAGUUAAAGUUAUGGGUCGCACUGGAUCAAGAGGGCAGGUGACUCAGGUGAGAGUCAGGUUUACUGAUGAUCUCAACCGUUAUAUCAUGAGGAAUGUGAAGGGCCCCGUCAGGGAGGGCGAUGUCCUCACCCUUCUCGAGUCUGAGAGGGAGGCCAGAAGGUUGCGCUGAUGGCAUUUCAUAGAUCUUACUGCCUCUCCUUUAGGUUUUCAUAAGACAGUUCUGGUGUGUGUCCUAUCGUCUUUUAUGAUUUUUGAAUAUUUUCUUAGGAUUUCUUUUUAGAAAUGGGCAUUUACCUACUGGUUGCAUUUUGUUUUGGUUUGUUUUGUUUUGUUUGAGAAAGAUGUUAUUUUUAUGACUUUGAGUGCUUCAAAUUUGAGAAAUGUUUUGCUUGCUGCAAAUUUUGGAAGAUAUGCUUUGAGAUUCUUAGUGAGA